Cricetulus griseus (Chinese hamster) is the source of this 5186-nucleotide messenger RNA. NCBI's taxonomy places the organism in Eukaryota, Metazoa, Chordata, Mammalia, Rodentia, Cricetidae. The record is from RefSeq and is a predicted model, not a curated record.
AUUUUCUGUUCUGGAAGAAGUGCCCUGGAGGUCCUGGGAAGACUUUUAAGAAAGUGCAGAAGGUAGAGGAAAGGGGCCUUUUAAGCUUUUCUGGCCCUAAAUGGCUGCAGAAUCAAGAAAGCCUUCUUCGGCCCCAUCUCCACCAGACCAGGUUCCUGAAGAGGAUCUUGUCAUUGUCAAGAUAGAGGAGGAUCAUGGAUGGGAUGAGGAAACUAGUGUGCAUGAAAAUAAUACUCCUGGCCAAGAACUGUUCCGCCUACGCUUCAGGCAGCUAUGCUACCAGGAGACAUUAGGACCCCGGGAAGCUCUGAUACAGCUCCGUGCACUUUGCCAUCAGUGGCUGCGGCCAGACUUGAACAGCAAGGAGCAGAUCCUGGAGCUGCUGGUGCUGGAGCAGUUCCUGACCAUCCUGCCUGCGGAGCUACAGACUCUGGUUAAGGAACACCAAUUAGAAAAUGGAGAGGAGGUGGUGACCCUGUUGGAGGACUUGGAAAGGCAGAUUAAUAUCCUAAGACAACCAGUCUCAGCUCGUACACAUGGGCACAGAGUACACUGGGAGGAAGUCAUAUCUUCAGAAGCUGCACCAGAACCUCCAAGUACUCAACUCCAACCUGUGGCAACCAAGCAUAAAUCUCCAGUGCCCCAGAAGCCACAGGACAGUGGAGAGAGACCAGAUUUCACUUAUAAGGCCAUGUCUACUUCUCAGAGUCCUACUCCUUCCCAGAAAGGAAGUUCUGGAGAUCAGGAGGUGACAGCUAGACUUCUCACUGCAGGGUUCCAGACUUUGGAAAAGAUUGAAGACAUGGCUGUGUCUCUUAUUCGAGAGGAGUGGCUUCUUGAUCCAUCACAGAAGGAUCUGAAUAGAGAUAACAGGCCUGAGAAAUACAGAAACAUGUUCUCCCUGGAUGGUGACACCAGGAGUGAGAACAAGGAAUUAUUUUCAAAACAGGUAAUAUCUUCUGGAAUCCAGCCACGUGGACAAACAGCUGCUAAGUGCAACGGGGAUGUUAUUGUGGGUCUUGCACAUGGAGAAACCCGAGACCUUCUGGGCAGAUUAGAAAGGCAGCAGGGAACUUCCACACAAGAGAGACGGCAUAAAUGUGACGAAUGUGGGAAAAGCUUUGCUCAGAACUCAGGCCUUGUUCGCCAUUGGAGAAUACACACUGGAGAGAAACCCUAUCAGUGUAAUGUGUGUAGUAAAGCUUUCAGUUACAGGUCAGCCCUUCUUUCCCAUCAGGAUAUCCACAACAAAGUGAAGCGCUAUCACUGCAAGGAAUGUGGUAAGGCCUUCAGUCAGAACACAGGUCUGAUCCUACACCAGAGAAUCCACACUGGGGAGAAGCCCUAUCAGUGUAAUCAGUGUGGGAAGGCCUUUAGUCAGAGUGCAGGCCUUAUUUUGCACCAGAGAAUCCACAGUGGAGAGAGACCGUAUGAAUGUAAUGAAUGUGGAAAAGCUUUCAGUCAUAGUUCACACCUCAUUGGACAUCAGAGAAUUCACACUGGGGAGAAACCCUAUGAGUGUGAUGAGUGUGGGAAAACCUUCAGGCGCAGCUCACAUCUUAUUGGCCAUCAAAGAAGCCAUACUGGGGAGAAACCCUACAAAUGCAAUGAGUGUGGGAGGGCCUUCAGUCAGAAAUCAGGCCUUAUUGAACAUCAGAGAAUCCAUACUGGAGAAAGACCCUAUAAGUGUAAAGAAUGUGGAAAAGCUUUCAAUGGGAACACUGGUCUCAUUCAGCAUCUAAGAAUACAUACAGGGGAGAAGCCCUAUCAAUGCAAUGAGUGUGGGAAAGCCUUUAUUCAGAGAUCGAGCCUCAUUAGACAUCAGAGAAUCCACACUGGAGAAAAGCCUGAAACCACAGGAGUUUAGGAAAAGCUUUGGUUGUCAUUUGAGCAUUAUUCAGCAGUAGAGAAACCCUGUCGGAGUGGAAAAGUCUAGUGAAAAAAGGCAAAAUCUGUAGUGAUGACAAAGCUAAGAAGAGCAUUUCAGUAGUUUGAGCCCAAUCCCUGAUACUAUUGAUUAGCUUGACUGUCUUUGGAGGCAUCUGGUGAAGCAGAGCCCCAGCAGCUUAAUAUAUUCUUCAGAACUUUAAAAUAAAAGCAAUUGCUUGUUGUGACUUAAAGCACUAUUAUUUUGUCUUUCCCAAGAGUAGUUGGAAGUUUGAGAAGAGCCACUCCUCUAAGCUUCUCUUCCCAUUUCCUGUGGUCCCUUUUCAUCAUCCCUCUGAAGGUACCCUUGUAAAUGCUAAUCUAAGAAGCUGCUGGGGCUCUGCCUUGAGUCCAAGGCAACCUCAGUGAGACUAAGAUUUGUAUUUAGUUUUCUGAUACCCUAGUUAGAGGGAAAUUGUCAGACAUUUAACAUAUUAUUCUAAUACUCUUAGAUGAUAGAAAUCCAUAUUCUUCUACAAACUCAAUGCUAUAUUGUUAACAGCACUGUAGCAUUUCUCUUUAUUUAGCACCUUUAUUGACUCCAUUGAGUUCCUGAGCAUCUGUACAUAUCCUUCACCUCCCCCAGUCUCGGGUAUCUGUGUCAACAAAGGAAGUGGAUACAUUAGUGAUAAUGGUGGGAGUGAUGCAAACAAAGAGGUAAAUGGAGAUUCAGCCUGGCUAUUCUUGAGCAUAGACGUUUUUACCUCAAGGUGACUUCUGACUCUCCUUCACCUUCCCACUCUACACUGGUUUGAAAAAUAUUUGCACUGUCAAAGCUUUGGCACCACAUAGGAGACAAAGGUGCUAGAAAAAGACAUUAAAAAUCCUUACAAAGAAUGUGCAUCAUCCCUUUUGACCCAUUACAAUACUGCUCUCAGGUUCCUAUCUAUAUAAACUUGCUGAGUAUAUGGUCAGUCUAGACUGACCUCAGAUGGCCUCUGCAGCUCCAUAAUCAUCUUCCAUCUGUUUCCUUCCAUUUGCAUACCUUUAGUAUUCACAGUGGUAAUCUGUCAAAUACCUCACCUCUGAUUCCUCAUUCUGAAUUCUGGUAUACUCCAUCAGUCAUCUAACAACGAAGAUAGAUUAUUACACUCAUUGUCACUAGGCCCUAUAUUUCACCACUAAGGCUUUUAGUAUAACAUAGGCUAUUGUGUAAGGUAAUGAGACUGGUUUUAAAAUAACACACCAGAUCGUGUAUAUCAAAAAUAUAGUGUCCUUUUCAGAUGAAUUCUAGUAGUGCUACUAGACCUCCAAAUAUGAGGAACAUUCUUAGAAUUCUCAUAUAGUGAAGAGCAAGAAAACCAUCUAUUAUAUUUCACGUUUGGCUAUUUGAUUAGACAGUGGACUUGGAGUUUAAUAACUUUUGCGUUGCAACAUUAAUCCUCACACUUAAAAAGAUUCCAUUAAUCUUACUCCAAAGACACAUAAGUAGGUUAUGAUGAAAUCUCCAAGAAAACAAUUUUGCAUUAUGACUAUCUUGAAAAGGAUCAUCUUAGUUUCUUUGGUUAACUCUCUCAGACUAGUUCUUUCUAUUAUUAUUUAUUUUCUUAUCCUCCUUUCUGUUUGCUUCCUUCCUGUUCAGUAUAGAACCAUUCCUAACUCUGCUCUAACACUACUGCUGAGCCAUCUCCCCAGCCUCAGUUGUUUGAGUUGUGCCUUAUCUUCCCUAGAUGACAGGCUUUCUGUGCAGGUCAGUGCUACCUUGUGUGCAGACGUUGCAUAGGAUGAGUACCUUGUGAGAGAAGCUUGGUGUCUGUGUGUGCAAAUACGAAUGCCCACUCUUGCCAUACACUUUUAUGGAGCACCUGCCUUCAUUUCCAGUAAAUUCCAGUAAAUUUGUAUCCACAACGAUAUGAAACAGAUUACUUCAGUCUAAGAACUACUAAGCAUCUCAAAGAAGUCCAAAGAAAAAAAAAUAUGGUUAGGAAGAUUAAUUAUCUUUGCAAAAGUACAUAGAAGUCAUUUUUAGUCUUGAUUUACCAAGCAUUAAUCUGUAUUACAUUAUUUAGAGCUCUUAACUAUCAGUGACAUUCAUUAGGCUUUUAUCCUAUAGAGUCUUUUUUUUUUUUUUUGCUUUGAACUGAAAUGAAUUGUUCACCAGUACUUUCUUGUACCAUCCUCAGCUGCUCAUUUUAGGAUCUGGCAUGAUAAAGCAGUUCUUUCCUAACUCACUUGCCAUCAAAGUACCACUGGAAGAAACCUCUGAGGUUUCAAAGUGAUUCUCCAUCGGGCCAUAGGUAUUCAAGAAUGUGAUGAUUGAUUCCAACAUGGACCAGUAUAGCUUUGCUCUUGUUUCUACAUCUCCAGAAUUACAGAUUUUGUUUCAUCUGUUUUGUUUUGUUUUGUUUUGAGCAGUUGCUGUGAGCCAAACCCUAACUUAAACAUUUAUCCUACUUAAAAGCUAAUACCACUUUAUACCCCAUUUAUAGAUGAUAGAAACAGAAGCUUAGAGAACUAACCAAUAUCACAUAGCCAGCAAAUGAUAAGAUUCUAACUACAGCCUGGAGCUAGAGCCUGUGAUGACCACACUGCUAUGCUACCAACACUGACUAAACUCUGGCCUGCCAAAUGAAACCAUGUACCCCUGGUCAUAAGAGAUACUUGGUAAAAUAGUACACAAUAGUAUAGUGUGGAUUCAUUGAAAUUACUAGAAAAUUGGUUUUAAAAUACUGUUUGGGGUGAGAACAUCUUUAGAUGUCGAUAGUCUUGAUUUUUUUAGUACAAGAAAGGUAAAUUUUUGUCUAUAAAUGUGCUUAAAGGAGUAACUAGGAGGGUAAAGAGGUAACAACUUACUGACUCAAACACAUUUCUCUAUAGACUGCAUAAGGGGAAGAAAAGUGAGUAGAUUCCACGCUAGGCAGAUGGGCAAUUAGGGUGGCAGUAGUAAGUUCAUCCACAGUGAGAAACCCUUCAAUCUUCUUGUGCAUUUCCUAUCACCAUUCUGUAUGUCUUGUGUUUUUGUUGAUUUUUCAAAGUUUUUAUUCAUUUAACCCAUUUCUGCUGGCUGUCAUAGUCAACAUUCCACUAAAAUGUGUGUAGAAUAGCCACUGUAUAGAUUAAGGCCUUUAUUAUUGUGGUUGUCCUUCUUAAUCUCUUAUAUUUCAUUAUGUUGAAUUUUCCCAUAUGUGAUGGCUAUUCGUGGUUGGCAUUUUGAGUAUUACCAGAUUCGUGGGUCUUUUGUGGUUCGACAGCCAUUGUUGGACUAACUGGACCACAGCCUGUAAGCCAUUCUAAUAAAACCCCUUUAUAUAUUUUUUUCA